Molecule: messenger RNA, 2085 nt
Organism: Fusarium odoratissimum NRRL 54006
Lineage: Eukaryota; Fungi; Ascomycota; Sordariomycetes; Hypocreales; Nectriaceae
Exons: 2
Coding region: 615-1901 (428 amino acids)
Biological process (GO): rRNA processing; DNA-templated DNA replication
Cellular component (GO): nuclear pre-replicative complex
Molecular function (GO): protein binding
Source: RefSeq, a predicted model, not a curated record
CAAAAAAGCAAUCAAAACUUCGCGGCGGCAGACGAAAGAAAGGGUCAAAGCUUGUGCUUCGACUGAGCAAACAAAGACAAAGAAAAGUUCUUUCUACAACGAUCCCGGCAAUUUUGUUUCGGUCUUUUCAGAGACAUUAGAUCUCCUUCAUCAAAAUCGCGUCUCGUCUUAGUCUCAUCUUGAAAAGUUCCUGGAUCUAGAACUGUACCUGGACCAACCUGGACCCUUCACAAUACGAAGAGAAAAAAAGCCAUUGAAAAAAAGUGAAAAAAGAACUCUGAUUGGUCAGCUAAACAACACCACCUAGAUUUUUAGGUGCAGUUGUAAGUGCCUGUUGGUCUUGCUCGCUAUUUCGCUUCAGUCUACAUCACCACAAGCACCAUCUUUGUUUGCUUGUUCUACGACACUUCCAGUCUCCCGAACGCAUGGUCCAUUGCGGGAUUUAGGACCAACUGUCUUUUUGAAUUGGCUGAUCCCGACUUCUCGGGCGCUUUCCUGCAACCAUUACCACGACUUUGGGCCAACAUUCCUUAGUUGAAAGCCCAGCAGAGCUCUUUCAGUAGAAGCUAUCUUAUUAACUCAGAAAAGGACAUUCGUCAACGGCAGCCAAAACAAUGCUGACCCAAGAGUUCGUUUCGACCAUCUGCGGUCCUCCUCUCGCAGCCAACACAGCCAUUUCCAAGGACGUCGGCAUCUACUCUCACUCCCUUACACCAUCCCACACCAUCAAGGCAUCUUUCAAGAAGAGCUCUACCCCUUUCAACGGUCUAGCCGUCAGUGAGUCUCAUAUUUUUGCGGCACAAGACCAAAAGGCACAUGUCCACGUCUACUCGCGUAUACGCGGCAACCAGGAGGCUCUCGUGCCGUUCCCUGAGAGGAUCCGCAGCUUGGCACUUGCUGGUCAAGUGUUAGUCGUGGGCUCUACCGAGGGCAGACUAUUUCUCUGGGAGACGUGUACAGGCCGGCUAGUGUCGACACCACCUUGCCAUGUUCAAGCCGUUUCUUGCUUGGCUGUGACGCCAUAUCACAUUCUAUCCGGUUCUGAUGACUCAAACAUUAACGUUUGGUCAAUAUCACGACUCCUGGAGCUCGAUGCUCAGGCGGAACAAGAGCCUGAUCUAACCCUCUCCAACCAUCGUGGUGCUAUCACAAGUCUAACUGUCGGUCCUGGUACCAACCCGGAAACUAGCAUAUGCGUGUCCGCCAGUAAGGACAAGACAUGCAUCAUCUGGAACUACCAGACCGGCCAGCUUCUUCGUACACUGCUCUUCCCAGCCUUCCCUCUCUGCGCCCGUCUGGACCCAAGUGCCAGGGCACUCUUCGUAUCUUCUGAGGCCGGUGCUGUCUACCUUGUCGAGCUAUUUGGUGGCGACAAGCCGUUGCUUGGUUCCCGCAGCACAGAGCUGCCGUCUAUUGUCGUGCAAAUCAACACCCCGCUUGCUGUUUCGGAUCCAGAAGUUGGACAGCCAUCAUGCCUUGCUCUGACAUAUGACGGCACUUCGAUAUUGUCCGGACACACCAAGGGCAAGAUUCUACGGUGGAGUCUGGCCGAAAACGGCCAUCCUACAGACGUUGCGAAUCUAAAUGCUUCUGUCACCAACCUGUGUUUCAUACCUCCGCUAUCAACUGAGCAACCAACAAAGACGGUAUCCAUUGUGAAACCAAACCAGAGCCUAAAGCGGUACAACUUUACGGCCCAGCUUACCACGGAUUUGGGGGAGCAUACAAAGCUUGAUCAGCUGCUUGAGACCAACGGGAUCCCAUCGGAAACUCUUGAGACAGCAAUUUCAUCUGUAACAAAUCCACCAGAGACUCAACAAGAUGACGAACUUGCUAGACAGGACGCGCAGUUUCGGGCCAUCAUAAACAGCUGCAACCUACUCCAAGACCCGAUUAGUUAGACAUCUGCCGCAAGCGCACACCCAUACAACAGUUAGCUUCUCAAAACAUCCAAAUGUGUAAUCUCCUGAGAGCACGCAUAAACCGUCCACAGUCGAACCUCGUUUCGGAUUAGUUCAUGUUGCUUCCCGUUCCUUUUCUCAGCCUCAACGCUCUAGCAUGUCCUAUGUUACAAGUUGUACAACU